Molecule: messenger RNA, 1713 nt
Organism: Hyaloscypha bicolor E
Lineage: Eukaryota; Fungi; Ascomycota; Leotiomycetes; Helotiales; Hyaloscyphaceae
Product: MFS multidrug transporter-like protein
Exons: 6
Coding region: 1-1713 (570 amino acids)
Biological process (GO): transmembrane transport
Molecular function (GO): transmembrane transporter activity
Source: RefSeq, a predicted model, not a curated record
AUGGCUGGCGCACAGCAGACAAGUUCGCGGAAGCGGACCCAACCUUUCCCCACAAGGCAAAUGACAAUACUAGCUUUAUGCCGAAUCUGCGAGCCGAUUGCCUUUAUGUCCAUAUUCCCAUAUGUAUAUUUCAUGAUCAAAGACUUCGGUGUCACUCAACAUGAAUCCGAAAUCUCAGUAUACGCGGGAAUGGUGACAUCUGCAUUCGCCUUUGCGGAGUUCUCGUCUGGUGUAGCAUGGGGAAGACUUAGUGACAGGAUCGGACGAAAACCCGUCCUGCUCACCGGACUCGCUGGUACCGCACUCAGUAUGCUGAUCUUCGGAUUUGCACCCAACCUUCCAGUUGCAUUGUUGGCUCGGGCGCUGGGAGGACUCUUGAAUGGAAACAUUGGCGUUUUGCAGACCACCGUCGCGGAAAUGGUCACCGUCAAGGAACACCAACCCCGCGCUUAUACGAUUAUGCCAUUCGUGUGGUGUCUCGGAUCGAUUCUCGGACCUACUCUUGGAGGCGCAUUGGCUAGACCAGUCCUCAGCUAUCCAGAGCUCUUCCACGCCGGAUCCAUUUGGGACCGAUUCCCCUACCUGUUGCCCAACCUUGUGUGUACGAUGAUCGUGACCUGCGGAGUCGGGAUUGGGAUCUUGUUUCUCGAGGAGACGCACGAGGAGAAGAAGCACCGCCGCGAUCCGGGAUUGGAAGCUGGCAAAUGGAUUCUGAGCAAGGUUACACGCUGUGCGGAAUCGAAGUCAUCAAGCGAAAAGGAAAUGGAUCUGGACGAGGUUCUCUCUCUGUUGAGCGACGAUGACCAGCCGCCGAAUUACCGUACGAACGAGAGCUCGCUCAGCAUUCCGUCCACCCCAUCAGCGGACCGUCAGGAGGUGUUGGAUCUGAAUGACUCGCGCAUUGCGGCGUCGCCUGCAGCAACAAAAGCAUUCACGAGACAGGUUGUUCGCAACAUCAUCGGUUACGGCAUCUUAGCUUACCACACAAUGACUUUCGAUGCAAUGCUGCCAACACUCCUCAGCACCGAACCCCCUGAGAAUCCGGAACCAUGGAAGCUGCCUUUCAAGUUUGUUAGCGGCUAUGGACUCAGCACGAAGCAGAUUGGGGUUGUUCUCUCGGUCCAAGGCAUCUACUCCAUGAUUGCCACCAUCUUCCUCUUCCCCAUCAUCGUCCGCCGGCUUGGAGCCCUUGGUCUCUUCAGGGCGCUCGCUAUCUCCUAUCCCAUCUUGUACAUCUCCACUCCGUACUUGGUUCUUCUACCGGACAAGCUGAAGAUGGCCGGGGUCUAUGGAGUCGUCAUCUGGAAGUGCACAUUCGCAACAAUGGCAUAUCCGAGCAAUGCCAUCCUGCUCACCAACUCGGCGCCCUCGCUCCUGAUGCUGGGAACAAUCAAUGGCGUUGCAGCUUCCACAGCCAGUCUCUCCCGAGCCUUCGGCCCAACAGUAUCUGGAUUCCUCUUCUCAGCAGGUCUUCGACUAGGAUACUCUGGCCUCGCCUGGUGGUGCAGUGCGGUAAUUUCUCUAGCAGGCGCCCUCAUCAGCUUGCGCAUGACCGACAAAGGAGGACGCAUGGAUGUCGACGAGAAGAUCGACGAAGACCGCGACUUGGGCUUCGAAGAGCAGAUUCUAGAUCACCACGCCUUGGAUUCCGCCAUCGCAGCCGCCGAACCACGGAGAGAUAUCGAACCACUAGAUAAUAAUAUCAUCAAGUGA